Molecule: messenger RNA, 1219 nt
Organism: Orbicella faveolata
Lineage: Eukaryota; Metazoa; Cnidaria; Anthozoa; Scleractinia; Merulinidae
Product: CD151 antigen-like
Cellular component (GO): plasma membrane
Source: RefSeq, a predicted model, not a curated record
UUGAUCAUCUACAUUCUAGAGAUUUACUGAUUUCCUCCAGUGGUGUUGCUUGUAGUUCAUCUGUUUAGGUUUUAUCGCGCGCCAAAGUGAUGAAGGCCAGAAAUGAAGGAGCCUGUAACAUCGUUUGCAUGAAGACUCUUUUCUUCGUGUUUACAUUUCUAUUCUUGCUUGCGGGAAUUGGAAUUAUGGGGGUUGGUAUAUGGAUUAUGGUGUACAAGAGUGAUUACCAAAGCUUGCUGGACAGUGACAUAUACGUCAUUGUUCCUGGUCUCAUGAUUGCAGCAGGAGUUGUUGUCAUCAUUGUUGGCAUAGUGGGAUGUGUAGGAGCGGCAAAGGAAAAUCGAUUUUUCUUAAUCUCAUUUUUAGUGAUGGUGAUCUUGAUUUUCAUUCUGGAGCUGACGAUUGGAAUACUGGCAUUUGUAUACUCUACUAAGAUAAAAGGUGAACUAAAAACAGCAAUAAAAGAGAAAAUGAAUCAACAGUAUGGUGUGAAUGAGGAUGUCACUAAAUCUAUUGACAAGCUACAACAGGAGAACAAAUGCUGCGGUGACACUGGGGGAGAUAGCUGGAAUGGCACUUCAUGGCAGCAGAGAGAUGGGCAAACAAACAGUGUUCCUGAUUCAUGCUGUAAAACGCCGUCUGAAGGGUGUGGCAUAAGAACACAUCCAUCAAAUAUCAAUAAUAAGGGAUGUCUGACACUGGUAGAGGAAUUCUUUCAAGAACAUUUCACCAUUCUUGCAAUUGUUGGAAUAGGUGUGGCUUCUAUUCAGUUGGUUGGAAUUGUCAUUACUGUCUGUAUUCUUCGUUUUGUGGAAGAAUAUUAGUUCCAUUUUCAAGCCGUUUGAGAUACUUGGACGCAGAAAUUACUUCAAAGUACUUGCAUGGCGGUUUACACGUUUCAUAAAAAGCUCGAACUAGUCUUUGAGAGGACACAACAAAACGAGUAAAUCAGAAACGUUCAACACUUUCCUAGUUGUAAUUAAUUUUUAGUAUAAUUAAUUUUGGUAAAACGAAAACUUGUCUUUUAUCAGGGGUCACUAUUUUCAUGUACAGAUGUACGCUGGUGGUAUUCAAUAAGCCUAUUUCGAUAUGUUAAAAUUCCUAAUUAUCUUUGGGAUCGCUACAGGAAAAGUGCAGCGAUCCUUACCACUAGCGGUUUCCUUAUGAUCGCCACGAUCACUAUAGAAUAAAAAAUGCCUGAGAGGGCGUGGGUCAAACA